Messenger RNA from Oncorhynchus mykiss (rainbow trout), 2318 nucleotides. Lineage: Eukaryota; Metazoa; Chordata; Actinopteri; Salmoniformes; Salmonidae. The record is from RefSeq and is a predicted model, not a curated record.
UCAAACUGAAGGAGGAGAAGCCAACUGGGCCAGUAAAGUCAAGUUGUUUGCUAGCAUUGCUAAGAUGGCAUAUGAAUGAAAAGUGAAACAGAAACACAUUUAUUUUGAAAGUAGUCACAUAAGUCAAGCAUUAGUAGGGCACAUCGUCCAUAUUUUUGAAAUCGUGUCCAGCUGAGCACCAGAAACAAUUGGCCAUGCUGACGUGUGAGUUCUGUGGCGAGGAAUUGAUGUUGGAGGAGGACAUGAAGACCCAUCUCCUCCUGAGCCACCUGGAGAAUGACAUGGGCUGCACCCUCUGUUCCUGGUCCGGAGUCACCUACGACGAACUCAGCUUCCACAUCAAUACCACACACAAAGAGAAACAGGACCAUGACGGAAGAGGAGCAGAGGGUAGAGGUGGUCACAGUCUUGUCAGGCCCAGCUCAAGUCCUACUCCCACUACCACCAUAGUGGACAAUCACUGCAAACAAGACAUUGGUUUGUCUAGGUCUGAGGGUUCUGAAGGAGGAGUAGACAAUGGGAAUAGGUUUGACACCAUUGGAGGAGGGGUCUCACCCAGGACAUCCAAUAGCACACUGGAGUCUAAGGAGCAAAUUACUGAAGCUGGGGGGGAGUUCGGUGGAGGGCGAGCAGUGGCCAUUGUUGUAUCCACCUCUUCAGUGUCUACAGGCUUUCUGAGAUCAGCUCAGGACUCCAGUAGGCCUACUAGCAGACACUGUAAUGCUGAGGAGUCUGUGGGAGUGGGAUCCGCAGAGCACACCAAAGUCAAACAGAAGCGUUUCUCCUCCCCACUUAAAGGGAAGCGGUUUUCCUGUCCAAUGUGUGCUCUGGUCUGCACCGACGCCUUCAUCCUACAGGAACAUGUUGAAUUGCACUUGCUAGAAGAGAGCCCAGCUGAAGAGGUUGUCCUGGGGGCCACAUCAUCAACCGAGGCAGCAUCAUCCAGCAACAGCUCAAGUUCGUCUCAUUCCUUUCAUCAUAGGAACAAAUAUAGUUCAACCAAACAAAGGAAGAAGCCCUGCCUAUGGCAGAUCCACAGAGGUGGGAAGAGUUAUGAGUGUCCCCUGUGUUCUGUGGUGUGUGGAGACUGCUACUCCCUACAGGAACAUGUGGAGCUGCAUCUUGACUAUGGCACAGCCACUAGUGCAGUGAGCCCUGGCUCAGACCUGAGGCUGGCCAGGCGGCUGCAGGAGGAGGAGAAGCAGAGGAGGAAGGAGCAAGAGGCCAAGCAGGAGGCAGAGGAGUUCAAGAAGCUGCAGAGGCAGUUUGGUGUGGACGGGAGGGGGGGCUACCGCAAACAGAUGGAGAGGACCAUGGAGAAAGCCGUGUCUCGAGGUGUGAUGGUGCCUGCUCACUUCCACAACAAGAGAGAUGAGAUGAUGGAGGCUCUGGCCUCAGGGGUCGACGAUGGCAGGACCAGAACGCAGGGUGUGCUGGGUGCUCUGUAUGUUUACUACCAGAGGGAGGCCAGAGACUGUGUCCACGUGUGGCUGAGUGCUGACACAGACCACUACUGCUCAUCAGAGGGGGAUAAGGGCUGGGGAUGUGGCUACAGAAACUUCCAGAUGCUCCUGUCUUCUCUGCAAAGAAUGGAGCCCUACACUACCUGUCUCUCAGAGGGGUCAGUACCCAGCAUCCCACAGGUGCAGGUGUUGAUAGAGGGGGCGUGGCGGGAGGGGUUAGACCCACAGGGCGCCACCCACUUUAACCAGCGACUACAGGGCACACGGGCCUGGAUAGGAGCUACAGAGAUCUACGCUCUCUGCACCUCCCUCAGAGUCAGUGCCCGUGUUCUAGACUUCCACCAGCCCACGGGCCCAGGGGACACCCACCCCCGCCUCUUUGACUGGGUGAAGCAGUACUUCUCUCAGACUGCCACCAGAGGCGCCAGACUACCGCCCCGGGUGGUGCAGACCACACAGCCGCCCCUCUACCUCCAGCACCAAGGCCAUAGCCGCUCAAUAGUAGGAGUGGAACAGAAGAAGAAUGGCAGCCUGUGCCUGUUGCUCCUGGACCCUGGCUGUACACCAGGAGAUGUGAGGAAACUGCUGAGCCAAGAUGGCUCCACUGUUAGCACAGCUGUCUGCCGCAUGAGGAAGUUCCCUGGCAACCUGAAACAUAGGCAGUACCAGGUGGUGGCUGUAGAGGGCGUGCUCUCCCCCGUGGAGAAACAGACCCGCAUUCUCAACUCAAGAACACUGCAAGCCGAGAGGAUCCCUUGAUGCUGGAAUGCAGUUUUGUAAAUGUAUAACUGCCAAAAACAGUUCAUGUUUAAUUUUCUUGGACAUUUUAUUAAGGUAAUAAAUUAUGUAUUUUAA